Ophidiomyces ophidiicola is the source of this 639-nucleotide messenger RNA. RefSeq lists its product as uncharacterized. The record is from RefSeq and is a predicted model, not a curated record. Bases 1 to 639 code for a protein of 212 amino acids. Lineage: Eukaryota; Fungi; Ascomycota; Eurotiomycetes; Onygenales; Onygenaceae. The transcript is spliced from 2 exons.
AUGGCUCUUCCACUGUACAUCCCACCCUGCAUUCAGACACCUGCCCGGCCGUAUCAUUUCCCAGCGCCCGAUAAACCGCUCAGGAUCCGAAUUGAGGGCCCCACAGCUGCCAUAGAACGUCUGCUGCCCAACACCCCGUGGCGCCUGGAGCUUGCAAACCAACAGUUCCCGCAGCCAGCCGGCCCAGAGCUGGCACGUUUGGCAUUUCAGACCAUAUACGGACGGGAUGUCACCCCCGACAGUCUGGCGGUGCGGCACGAGUAUUUACGCUGGGUGGCAGAGAAGCACCCGGAGGAUGUGAUUGAUUACUAUGGAGUGACGUUUGACCAUCUGGUGCCGGCAGGCGACAUCAACCCGGAGGUGAUGGUGAUCAACAUUGUCGAGGUUGAGGAAGACAACGGCGCGGAGGCCAACCAGUACCUCUUGUUCCAGGUGGACCCCAAGGAGUAUAUUGGGAAGAAAGUGCUCGCCGUGCCGAGAUGCUGCCAGAUGAGAAAAGGAACGCAGGAUCGCUGGGCGCUCAACUCGGAGGUUUUGGGGAGAGAGGACAGGCAGCUGAUGUUCAUGAAGCGCGAAGAAUGGGACAAAUACGUAGCUGGGCGAGUUGCGGCUCAGGCGACCGAGGUCAAGGCCAACUAG